Alligator mississippiensis (American alligator) is the source of this 1235-nucleotide messenger RNA. Its product is annotated as osteocalcin 2-like. Lineage: Eukaryota; Metazoa; Chordata; Crocodylia; Alligatoridae. The transcript is spliced from 5 exons. The coding region runs from base 1 to 1191 and encodes 396 amino acids. The record is from RefSeq and is a predicted model, not a curated record.
AUGGAGCUGGUCCCCGGGCGUUGCCGCGGCAGCGUUCGUAUCAUCGCGGCGCCGCGGGAUUCCAGGCAGUUGCCGGCGGAGGCUGGAGCGGUGCUGCCGGGCGCCCGGGGUCUGCACAGACGGUUGGAGGCGGCGAGGGACAUCCAUCAGAGGAGAGGCAGGAGACCUAAGUACCAGAACCAGAGGGAGGAGUGCAGCAUCACCAGGGCCUGUGAGCACCCGCCCAGCAGCGCUCCAUCCCCCAGGGCAGGGGCCCAUCAGGGCACGGAAGUGGCUGUGCCCCAUCUGCUGCCAAAAACACCGGGACCUCCCAGGGGCAGGGGAAAGGAGGGAAAGAAAUCAGGCACCUUCAAGUCCAGAUGGAGGUGGCCAUGGGUGCGCCUGGGCAGGCGGGAGCCAGUGCCAUUACAGCUCCCGGCACCCGAAGAGCCGUGCAGCUCCCCUCCUGGGUCAUCGGGCAGCCUGGAGCCCGGCCCUGCAGCCCCACAGCAGGAGGCAGCCCCCUGCCGAGCCAGGGACGAGGGCCCAGCCGCCCUGGGGCAGGAGCUGAGCCAGGCCCACAGCAGCCCCUGCUUCAGCCGCAGCUCCUCCUGGGAUGACUGGCACACAUCCCAGGAGUCCGGGAACACCAGCCCCAGCACCAGCUCCUCAGAGGAGGAGGUGGACCCUGAAAACUCCCCAGAGGCCAAAAGCACCAGCACGAGCAGUGGCUCCUCCUUGGAGGACACCGGUAGCUCAGAGGAGUCCAACACCACCACAUCGACCAGCAGCUCCUGCUCGGAGGACUCCAGUACCUCCCUGGAGUCUGGGACCAGCCCAGCCCCCGGUCCCACCCGCACAGUGAUUCCCAGCCCAGCCGGCGAGGAGCUGGAGGAAGAGGAGGAGGAAGAGGAGGAGGAGGAGGAAGAUGGAAGGUCCCCAGAAGAAGCUGCCCUCCUCCUUGUGAAGAAACACCUGCAGGACCCAGGGGAGAUGCUGGAUGGGAAGGACAGGCAGCGCUUCCUGCUGGCGGUCAUCAGCCUGACCAUCGCUGUGGACCAGAGCAGAGCGGUGGCUGUGGAGCUGGAGGACCUGAAAGCAGCCGUGCUGGAGAGGGUCAUGGUGAGCAGCACAGGACGGUGUGGGGAGAGGAAAGGAAUGAAAAUAGGGUCUCGUGAGGCCAGGAAGCAGGGGAGAGGUGGAGCAGGAUGAGAGGGAGAAGGGCAGGCACGCCUGGGCCUGGGCGCUGGGCAAUC